Desarmillaria tabescens is the source of this 963-nucleotide messenger RNA. RefSeq names its product transcription initiation factor TFIID subunit A-domain-containing protein. Gene Ontology annotation, molecular function: TBP-class protein binding; protein heterodimerization activity; DNA binding. The transcript has 5 exons. NCBI's taxonomy places the organism in Eukaryota, Fungi, Basidiomycota, Agaricomycetes, Agaricales, Physalacriaceae. Gene Ontology annotation, cellular component: SAGA complex; SLIK (SAGA-like) complex; transcription factor TFIID complex. Gene Ontology annotation, biological process: RNA polymerase II preinitiation complex assembly; DNA-templated transcription initiation. The record is from RefSeq and is a predicted model, not a curated record. The coding region runs from base 1 to 963 and encodes 320 amino acids.
AUGGACAACGGAAACCAGAAGAAUCCCACAGUAAUUGAUGUCCUCAACUCUCUGUUGAAGGCGCAAACAGGACAGGAGGUCUCUGAGCAAAAUGUUGCUCAGCUCCUCAUCAGCAAUAUGACAACACUGGUUCAGCAAGGGAAGCUCAGCCAACAACAAAUCCUCCAGGCGCGUUUUUCGUGCAAUGCUGGUCUUUUUUUCGUUGGAAUAACAGAUUCUUUGAAACGAUAUGCCGAUCAACACAAGAACAAUCCUACUGUACCAACUUCGACGGGGACACCCACGGCGUCUACGUCGUCUGCUGCACAGUCUAGUCAUCCGGCAUUCAAAGGGGCGACAGACUCAGUUCCUAACCUUGCAAACACUCCUUCAGAGACCGCGUAUCCUAUAAGCUCAAACCUCAAUCAUAUAACGAAUCCGGGAGCUGUACAAUGGACACAAACGCGACCGACACUAACGGGUGGUAUUCCCAGUGGACGCAUGUCUGGUACCCCCGCUCAGAUUGCCCGUCCAGCUGAUGAUUCGACAAUGCUGUCUUUGGAUGACAAUCGAUCGCGGCGGAAAAACACCCCUGGAGAUCAGAGUAUGCGACGAACAAUACAAGACCUAGUAGCAAGUGUGGAUCCGAACGUAAAGAUAGAGCCAGACGUAGAAGAUCUGCUUCUAUCGAUAGCAGACGAGUUUAUAGACUCGGUAACAAAUUUUUCAUGCCGACUAGCGAAGCAUAGAGGCGGAGAUACGCUAGAAGUUCGCGAUUUACAGUUACAUUUAGAACGAAACCACAAUAUUCGAAUCCCCGGAUUUGCUUCUGAUGAAACACGCAUAUCUUUGUCACAGUCAUCAGUUGCUCCCGUUGCUCCUGCUCCCCAGGCCAAAAAGACAGCACAAGGAACCCAUAUGACGUUGCGGAGUCAACGCCUCAAUCAAGUCCAGCAAGCCAAGAGAGAGGCAAAGUUGAUGUAA